ACAUUGGACUUGGCCAAAUUGCUAAAUGAUGAAAUACCUUUCAGUGGUAAGAAGUUGUGAAAUUAUGGAAAAUCAAUAUUUAAGUUACGACUGAAGUGUGAAAGAGAAAUUUUACGAGGUUACAUCUGAAAUUCUCCUUUUUAACUUUGUACUGAACUCCACUAAGGGUUUUGCUCUUCAGUCAGGACUCACGUUGGAUGGGACGUAAGUCACGAUCGGCACGUGUUUUUAUUGUUUUCAUUAAGUGUACCGCUGACCACAAAAUACUCAAGAUACGUUCCCUGAAUAAAAACUGAAGUCGGGCUUUUCUUUAGCUGCAACAAAUAAAUGCACGAAGAUUUAGUGCCCCAGUGAUUUGCAUCUUGUCGAGAUGACUCUUUUUAGAAGACUUGAGAGCUAUGUUUGAGAUUCGAGGGUGGAAACUCAGUGACUUGGCAUUCGUGAAAUGACAGAGUUUGACUUGGAAGAUGGGCCUUUAGGAAGCGAAGCAACCGGCGGAUUUUCCGACAAAUAUGAAGUUAAAGAGAAAUUGGGCGCAGGAAUUUCCAGUGUGGUACGAAAAUGUAUCCACAAGAUCACUGGAAAACCAUAUGCUGUGAAAAUAAUAGACAAGCUUAGUGAUGCAGGUGUGGACAUUGAAGCAACAACUCGGGAUGAGGUCAGCAUUCUGCUUGCUCUGCAAGGACAUGAAAAUAUAAUUGGCUUAGUUGAUGUCUUUGAGUCCCCAGUGUUUUUCUUCUUGGUGUUUGAAUUGGCUGUAAAGGGAGAACUGUUUGAUCAUCUCACGGACCAAGUUACUUUAUCUGAGAAGAAAACCAGACGUAUCAUGCAUGAGGUAUUUGGAGCUGUUAAGUUUAUGCAUGAUCAGGACAUUGUUCACAGAGAUUUAAAGCCUGAAAACAUUCUCCUUGAUGAAGACUACAGAAUAAAGAUAUCAGAUUUUGGCUUUGCAGUUAAGCUGAAAGAAGGGGAAAAGCUCAGAGAGCUGUGUGGUACACCUGGCUAUUUGUCACCUGAAGCACUGCAGUGCUCUAUGUUUGGGGAUGCUCCAGGCUAUUCAAAGGAAGUUGACAUGUGGGCAUGUGGAGUGAUCAUGUACACUUUGCUUGUGGGCUGCCCUCCCUUCUGGCAUCGCCGACAAGUUACCAUGCUGCGGUCAAUAAUGGAGGGAAGAUACCAUUUUCAUAGUCCAGAAUGGGACGACAUUUCUGAGUCUGCCAAAAAUUUGAUUUCAAAGCUUCUAGUUGUUCAUCCUAAAGGAAGAUUAACUGCAGAGCAAGCUCUUGAACAUGCCUGGUUCCAAGGAGCUCAGCAGGCGAAAAAUGAUGGAUUUUCUGCAAGGUGGAAAUUCAAGGGAACCGUGAUUGCCCUUAUAGCGGUCAGAGAAUUCUACAAGUUUGCAAAGAAUAAACUUCAACCAGUGACAUUUGAUACGAUUCUUCGGGAGCCUUAUGGCGUGAAACCUUUGCGUAAAAUGAUCGAUGGAUGUGCGUUCAGGAUUUACGGACAUUGGGUUAAACGCAACAAGGACGAAAAUCAAAACAGGGCUGCGCUAUUUGAAAAUAAACCUCACAAAGAGAGAUACAAUGGCAAUGGAGAUAUGCCAAGGAAGAUCAGUAACCUUGACACGUAUAACGCGUCCUUUCGGAUGUCAUCUAUGGGGUUGAUUCAGUACAAAUCCGUUAGAAAACUGAAUCCGAGCAACUAAAGGAGAAGCUGCACAGAGAAGUUGUCGAUGUUUUGUCCUUCUGUGGCUGAAGUAGCUGUUUGGAAGAAAAAAUUGCUUCGUUCAGACUUGGCGUAACCAACGCCAAGCAGAUGCAAGCAAACACGGGCGUUUUCUUUUGCAACAGCCUGGGUUCCUUACUUUAAAGAUGUAAAUUUUCACGGGGUACUUCGUAAAGAGUUUUAUUUCAGGUUGGUUAACAGACUCACGAAUUAUAGUGACCCUUGUGAAAUAUCUCAGACAAUGGUAAAAGAAUGAGACCGCUCGACUUUGUCAUAGCUUACCACGAAAAUGGAAAUGAUGUCAACUAAGGAAAACAGAGAGCAGAAAUUUUGAUUCGCGCAAUAUUUGAUGGGGGCAUGAAAGUAAGUUACUAGGCGAUGUCUAGUCACUGGAAGCCCUCGCCCCUACUCUUGAAGCCAACUCCCGCGUAACAAACAGUAUUUUUCAGUAUAAGAAUAUAUACCGCAUGGAGCUUUGUUUCAACGGAGUAUUGUUGCAAAUUUCUGCAUUUUCGAGUGCUUAUGGCCAAGUGUUUCUCUGACCUCACUUCGCUGCAUUGUAGCAUUUAAGUUUUUCAGAACUUCUUCCCACUGGACAGCCUUGUCUUGAUCUCAAUCUACUCCUAUUUAAAUUUUUUCUUAUCUGAGGAUAAAAGGCUGAGGGUUUGUAUAUUAGCUAAGUAGUAUGGAUCUAGAACGUAACACAGAUGAUAGUGACCUUGAUGAAGGGAAUGUUGGUUAACAGAAAAUUCCACGGCACGUUUAUUUACAAGUAUUUAUUUUCGUUCUUGAGAGUGUCGAGAGUGACCUCAAAGAGGCAUUUAUUUACUUAGUUCUUUCGUUGUAAUUCAAGAUGAAUAAAAAAUGAAGACUAACUGA
Messenger RNA from Pocillopora verrucosa, 2607 nucleotides. RefSeq names its product phosphorylase b kinase gamma catalytic chain, skeletal muscle/heart isoform-like. Gene Ontology annotation, cellular component: phosphorylase kinase complex. Gene Ontology annotation, biological process: protein phosphorylation; glycogen biosynthetic process. NCBI's taxonomy places the organism in Eukaryota, Metazoa, Cnidaria, Anthozoa, Scleractinia, Pocilloporidae. The record is from RefSeq and is a predicted model, not a curated record. Gene Ontology annotation, molecular function: ATP binding; phosphorylase kinase activity; calmodulin binding.